This is a messenger RNA of Pisolithus orientalis, 816 nucleotides long. Its product is annotated as ubiquitin-conjugating enzyme/RWD-like protein. Lineage: Eukaryota; Fungi; Basidiomycota; Agaricomycetes; Boletales; Pisolithaceae. The transcript is spliced from 3 exons. The coding region runs from base 1 to 816 and encodes 271 amino acids. The record is from RefSeq and is a predicted model, not a curated record.
AUGCGUCGGUUGAUGCGAGAGCUUACCGAACUGAAGAACGACCCACCUGAGGGCAUUCGUGUCGUGACUAACGAGGAAAACAUGCUAGAUGUUACUGGAAUCAUCGAAGGGCCAGAGGGUACACCUUAUGCGGGAGGGUACUUCAAAGUAAGAUUCGAGUUCACACCGGAGUUUCCGGCUGCCCCUCCGAAGUGUUGGUUUGCCACGAAAAUAUUCCAUCCGAACGUGUCGUCCCAAGGAGAGAUAUGCGUGAACACGCUGAAGAAGGAUUGGAAGUCGACCUAUGGCAUUGGUCAUAUCCUUGUGACUGUGAAAUGUCUUUUGAUUUUCCCCAAUCCUGAGUCGGCGCUUGACGAGGAGGCGGGUAGGCUGCUACUGGAAGAUUAUGAGAGCUAUUGUUCACGGGCGAAACUCAUUACAAGCGUGCAUGCCACACCGCGGACGAGGCCUCCGGAAUUCGAAACGCCAGCACCAGUAAACCCCAAGGAGGGCAAUUCGAUUCCCCCUUCAACAGCGGUGGCGCCUUUACCAGGCGAUCCGUUACCACUCCCUAUACCACCUUCCAUGUCGCCGCGUAAAUCGGUGUCUCCAACACCGAUUGCGCAUCCACUUCAACCAUCGUUAUCCAACACUAUCACCAAUUCUCUUGCAACGUCGACAUCUAACAAAGAACGCGUGACUCCAAUGCCACUGUCCACUGCUAACUCGAAUGUUUCUGGGACGUCAGAUAUGACGACUGCCAAAUCGGGGAAGAGAUCGGCGGCUACAGGACAUUCGGGAAUAGAGAAAAGGAAGAAGGCGCUGAAACGACUAUGA